GCUUUUCUCUCUUCUUUUCUCUCCGUACUCUUACCCCCGCAGGUCGCAGCUAUGGCGGAGGACGCCCCCAACGCAGCCGCCGAGGGCGGCCAGCCCGCUCCUCCCGAGGGAUCUGCCGAUGCCGCCCCGUCGGCUACUGCGGGCGCCAAGGCCGCGGAGGCGCUGCUCCCGUCGCUCAGCAUCUGGCCGCCGUCGCAGCGCACGCGCGACGCCGUGGUGCGCCGCCUCGUGCAGACGCUCGCGGCGCCCAGCGUCCUCUCCCAGCGCUACGGCGCCGUCCCGGAGUCCGAGGCCGAGCGCGCCGCCGCGGCCGUCGAGGCCGAGGCUUUCGCGGCCGCCUCCAAGUCCGCCGCCGCCGAGUCCCCGGCCUCUAUCGAGGAGGGGAUUGAGGUGCUCCAGGCGUACUCCAAGGAGGUCAGCCGCCGCCUCCUCGAGCUUGCCAAGACCCGGUCCGCCGCUGCGACGGUGCCCGCCGAGGGGAGCGCGCAGGAGGCCGAGGACUCGUCGGCGACUUCUCCAGCCGCCGAGGAGGCUGCCGUAAAAGAGGAGUAAGGCUUCGGCCCGUGCUUUGAUCCACCGACAGUUGUUGUUAUUUUGGCAUUUCGUCGGAAUGUUAUUCAUCGUCCCCCCUGAUGUUUGUUCCACGAACAUAUAGUAUUAAGUUAUAUAUCAACCGCGCGUCCUUUGCAUUGCAUAUGUGAAGGUUGCUCGUGUACGUUUUCACUA
Messenger RNA from Zea mays, 726 nucleotides. RefSeq lists its product as uncharacterized. The record is from RefSeq and is marked validated. Gene Ontology annotation, biological process: lateral root development; mitotic cell cycle. Bases 52 to 552 code for a protein of 166 amino acids. Lineage: Eukaryota; Viridiplantae; Streptophyta; Magnoliopsida; Poales; Poaceae. The transcript has a single exon.